This is a messenger RNA of Drosophila persimilis, 1713 nucleotides long. RefSeq names its product UDP-glucuronosyltransferase 2B15. The transcript has 2 exons. Gene Ontology annotation, molecular function: UDP-glycosyltransferase activity. The record is from RefSeq and is a predicted model, not a curated record. Lineage: Eukaryota; Metazoa; Arthropoda; Insecta; Diptera; Drosophilidae. The coding region runs from base 1 to 1596 and encodes 531 amino acids.
AUGGUGCAGAACGUUGGUCGAAUCUUUUUGCUGGCGGCAGUCGCCGUCGCUUUUAUCGGCGACAGUCAGGGAGCGAAUAUUCUGGGGCUGUUUCCCAGUCUAAGUCCCUCCCAUUUGAUCAUUCAGAUGUCGGCGGCCAAGGCCCUCGCGGAGCAGGGUCAUAAUGUCACGGUGGUCACAGUCCUGAAGCCGGCCGUCACCCACAAGGACAUCAAUGUGAUUCAAGUGCCACUGACCAAGGAGGAGGCGGCAAGCAUGAGUGCCAUCAUAGAGAAAAUGUCGAAGAACGACAACAAGAACAUGUUGACUACCAUGUUCCGGAUGAUCGGACAGAUGGGCUUCAUGUUCGACAAAAUGGCGGAUGCCCUGAAGGAUCCGCGAGUCCGGGGCCUCUACGAGAACAAGGACAACAAGUUCGAACUGGUUCUCUCGGGAUUCUUCAUGAACGAAUACCAAAUGGGCUUUGCCAAGAAGGUGAAUGCUCCCUUGAUUGUUGUUGCCACAAUGCCACCGAAUCUAUUGCUGAAUUUUUUGAUUGGAAACCCUGAAGAAAUCGCCUAUGUGCCCAGCAUUAAUGAUUCGCUGGAAAGAGGCCAGGGAAUGUCGUUCAAGCAACGCAUCAGCGGCUUCAUUAUGAGCCUCGGUUUUCGGGUAUUUGGUAAAGUUUUGGAGUACCGCAACAAAAACUCCUACAAAGAACUCUUUGGCGAUGAUCCCAACAUGCCCGAGUAUUCAGAGAUGAUGAAGAAUGUCUCCCUCGUGUUCUUUGCCUCCCACGCAAUCAGCGAGGGACCCAUACGACCCAAUGUUCCCGGUGUGAUUGAGAUUGGUGGCAUUCAAGUCAAGGAUACGCCUGCUCCUCUCCCAAAGAAUAUGGCGGAGUUCUUGGGGAAUGCCACGGAUGGCGCUAUACUCCUCAGUCUGGGAUCCAAUGUGCAGGGAUCUCAUCUCAGCCCCGACACCGUACAAAAGAUGUUCAAUGUCCUCUCGAAACUGAAGCAGAGGGUCAUCUGGAAGUGGGAGGACCUGGACAAGACCCCUGGCAAGUCGGACAACAUCCUCUACUCCAAGUGGCUUCCACAGGACGAUAUCCUCGCCCAUCCCAAGAUCAAACUGUUCAUCAAUCACGCAGGAAAAGGAGGAAUCACUGAGGCCCAAUACCAUGGAAAGCCCAUGUUAUCCCUUCCCGUCUUUGGCGAUCAACCCGCGAAUGCCGACGCCAUGGUCAAGAAGGGCUUUGGCCUCACUCAGAGUCUCCUAACCCUCGAGGAGCAGCCGUUUCGCGAGGGCAUCGAGGAGGUCCUCUCGAACACCAAGUACGCUCAAACGGUGUCCACUUUCUCCAAGCUCUAUCGCGAUCGUCCACUCACUGCCCGGGAAUCGGUCAUCUACUGGUCCGAAUAUGUCAUCCGUCACCAUGGUGCCGCACAUCUCCAGAGUCCUCUGGUCCACAUGAGCUUCGUAGCAGCCAACAACUUGGAUGUCUUUGCUCUUUUGGCCAUCAUUCUCGUUGUUUUCCUGCUACUGACGAAGGCUGUAAUUAAAUUCAUCAUCAGAAAGCUCUCUUCGAAGACAAAGAAGGUCAAGAAACAGUAAAAUUUGGAACAAAAGAAUGAUUCACCGCCAAAUUCCCAGUUAAAUUACACCACCAGUACCUUAAAUGUCGUUAUAUACUAAAUUUAAGUACAUAUAAGCAAAUAUAUUGAUUAAAUC